This is a messenger RNA of Papaver somniferum (opium poppy), 710 nucleotides long. RefSeq lists its product as uncharacterized. The transcript has 2 exons. Gene Ontology annotation, biological process: defense response. The record is from RefSeq and is a predicted model, not a curated record. The coding region runs from base 75 to 476 and encodes 133 amino acids. NCBI's taxonomy places the organism in Eukaryota, Viridiplantae, Streptophyta, Magnoliopsida, Ranunculales, Papaveraceae.
UAAAGGAAGAGAGUAUUAGUGAGCAAAAUUAUUACUCCAUUCUACAGUUUAUCAUAUACAUACCAACAAGCUAAAUGGCUAAUAUGGCCAUGAAGUCCGCUAGCUUCUUUGCACUAAUUGUCUUUGCGGUGUUCGUCUUCAGCGGCAUUACUACUCCUGUGGAAGGAUUGUGUAGCAGGUCAAGCCAGACAUGGUCAUGGACAUGCCUGAAAUCUAGUUCUUGCAAUAACCAGUGCAAGACUUGGGAGAGAGCAUUGGGAGGAGCUUGUGAUAGUGGUGCGUGUAAAUGUACCUACAAAAAAUGCAGUGCACCAAGACUAUGUGAAAAGCGUAGCAAAUCUUGGAAAGGAGGUUGUAAAACAAAGACUAAGGAGUGCGAUAAACACUGCAAGACCAAAGAGAAUGCUUGGCAUGGGGCUUGUCACUCUAGUGGUUUUCUCAGUACCAAGUGUUACUGCUACUUCAAAAGUUGUUGAUCGAUGAAUCAUCACCAACUGAUCAUCGUUGACGAAGGAUAUGUAUUAAUCCCCUAAAUAAAGCCGUAGUUAAGAAUACGUGCAUAAUUAUUAUGUUAUCUGCUUAAUAAUUUGUUUUGUGGCAGUGUGGAACGGAUCGGUUAAUGAUCUCAGGAACUGUAUCAUGUUCAUGUUUGCGUAUUAUUGUUUGUGUCUGUGAGGUUAUAUGCAAUAAUAUUGUCUGCUUUUAAUACU